CAUAAAUUUGUCAAAAAUUAGAGGUGAAGGGAUUUAUAAUUCUGCGUCAACUGUUGCAUAUGUGUGCGUGUUAAGUUUGUAAUGUUUUUUUAACAAUGUAGCUAUUAUAUAACCUCACGAGGUUUGGAUCACAAAGUAUUGUCGUCAUCGCCAAAUACGCGAUCGGAGUGCAAGCUUCUUUAGCAACCGUGUUUGAGCCAAAAUGUCUCAGCAAGCUGCACGGCCUAAACAGCCACCAAAAACAACAAGGCCAAGCCCGCCAAAACAGAGAACAUCAACUGGUGCAAGCACCACAAAGCCCAAAGUCACAAACCCCAAACCCGAACAGGAGAACAAAAAAGAGAAAAAGGAAGAAAGUAACAGUGAGCCUGCGAGCCCGGAGGUUGAUGAUGAAGCGUUUGCACGACAGCUGCAACAGCAACUGUCACAAGAACUAGAAGAUCAAGAUGCCGCCUUUGCAAGACAGCUACACCAGGAAGAGCAGGAUAGAGCACAGUCUUUGGCCUUCCCAGCCAGAACAGGCAUAGCAGGGAGACCCCAGAGUGCCACACCUCUUCGGCAGUUGUUUACCAACCUUUUCAAUAUGAGAGUUAUGCAACAGGAGUUAGAAGAUGAAGAUGAUAACACCACUCCCGCAAUGGAACCUGAUACUGCUCUGCCCCCUUCACUCAGACGGCCCCAGCCUAGUCCAUAUGGAAGGGUUGAGGCCCCUUCUGGGGUUGUUGAAGAGGAAAAUGAGGAUACAGAGGCUGGAGUUAAAGAUGAUGCAACAAGGACUGCAGAAACUGGAGGCACCGUUAGGCCGUCUUUAAGACCCACUCCAGGAUUAGGGGGUGGAAGGAUCAGACCCCUGGCACCCCCAAGGUUAUCCCCUGGCAGCGGCCUCGAGCCCAGUGUAGGGGCUGAUGGGGGGAUUGACCCUCUCCCAGGGGUCAGGUUGAAUCCUGCUGGAAAUAGAUAUAGAGGGCCAAGGCCAGGCCGGAGAAUCAUCGUAACGCAUCAGGACAAUCAGAACAGUCAGGCAGCUCAAAGGCCAACCAGUGCUCUUGUUAGGCCAGCGAUGUUUGAUAGAGAGGAUACAUUCACAAACUUACCAGAGGGCGAGUUGGACCCAGACUUUAUGGUUCUUGACCUGGGGGAAAAUGAGAGACAGAGAGAGGCAAACUUCAUUAAUAUCAUGAGAGACCCAUUUCUGUUGAUGAUGAUGUUGAUGGGCCGUCAUCCUGGUUUGAUGGUCCCAGAUGAUGUGGAUUUGAAUGAUUAUGAGUCUCUCUGGGAGUUAGCGGAACGACUGGGUGAUGUUCGCAAUCGGGGAAUGACUGAAAAUGACAUUAAGAAAUUACCGUGCCGAAAAUACAACUCUAUUGGUAACAGUGGCGAAGACAGUUGUAGUAUAUGUCUCUCUGAGUUUAAGACGGGGUGUGACCUUGUGAAGUUGCCUUGUAAACAUGACUUUCAUAAAGAUUGUGUUACUGAAUGGUUAAAGACGAAUGGCAGUUGUCCAGUAUGCAGACAUGAUGUCAAGGGAGAUAAGUCAUGAUGAGUCAAGCAAAGGAGACAACUUUUAAUAUAAUAGUUUAUAUAACAUGUUUCCUAAUGAUAGGGAGCAAAAAAUAAUUUGAUAAUCAAGAUAAAAAGCAUGCAAUACAUGUUUUAAAGGGUAACUCGGAGGACAAUUCACUGACUAUGGUAUGAGUAUUUUAAACUUUUCCAUGCACCAAAUGGUCUGUAGCCAAAUAAAAAUGUAGCCAUUCCUUAAUGCUUGUCUUAGGUUUUGAAUUGAUUGACAUUUUAAGUCCUUGUUAAUGUUUUUUUCCCUUUUUUAAUAAACUUGUUUUUUUUAAAAGAAACAUGUUGUCAUAUUUUGAUAUCCUUGGUGUUGUUGUCAACUGAACACAAUGUGCACUCAGGCCCAUAACUAUUGCUUUGAUACUUAAAGAGUUAAUGCCCCAUUUCAACUAAAAUGACAGAUGAGCGUUCACAUUCUCUCACAGUGGUUUUGUUUGUUAAAAAGUUACUUAACUAAGUUAUGUCUUCAAUGUUGCUGCUGCUCAAACCAAUUAUGUUUUUGAAAAAUGUGUGUGUUAUAGUUGAGAUACAUGUAUAUACCAUCCAUCCUUUUUAAAGUCUAAAUCAGCUUUAUUGUUAAAUUUUCAAUAAUCAUGUUUUAGCUAUUGAAGUUUAUGAUAAAGAUAAUAGUUUUUUCUCUUCUAGUCUUUUAGAAUAGAACAUAAAUUGCCAUUGUAGGCAUUACUCUUGAGUAAGAAAGUUUUGUUUGUAAUGCUAUUCAGGAAAUAUGUUGUCCCCAGUGGGUCACUUUUCAAUGAUUUUAUUUUAUAAUCACUUUCCAAUUGGUAAUUUUACGUAGUAAUGUUGUUUAUUUCCUAACAAAUUAUGUUAAUGGUAACAUAACUCACAGCUGUUUUGACUUUGCAAACACUCUUUCAAUUUGUUUCUAAAUUACCUAAUAGUUUUAAACUAAUUUUCCAUGAUUUUACCAUAUUUUGUCAUACACUCGUUGAUAAGAUAGUGCAAAUUCUUCCUAUAUGCUUUUAAAUGAUGCCAAUGUUUGAAGGGGUUUCUGCUACCUGGGUUCAUGAUUACAAACAGUUGUCAAGUCUGAGUCUAGACUCAGGCUCAGAAAAUCAGUGUUAUUGAUUAACAAAGAUAUUUGUUUUUAUUAGGCUUUUUGUAAGAACAUUAUUGUCAUCGUAGGAGAAUUGGGUUAAACUAAUCUUUUUUAUUGUUAUUUUCCUACUCCCAAAUAAGAUUUACACCAACUAAAAGUAUAGUUUUAAGAUUCAAAAAAAGAUGAAUUAAUGUCGAAAACAAUGGUUCUUAUGGAGGAUACCGAUUUAAUUUGAAAGAAAUGUGCAUAAAACACAGUAUUUCUACCUUAUGAGACUAUAGUAGACUACAGUAAAUCUUUUAGCAUUCACCAAUCAUUUAAUAUUUUUGCAUUUUCUGCUGUUAAAUACACAGUUACAAUCUUGUUAUCAGUAAUUAAUAGGUUUAUCAGUCAAAAUUGAGGUUUGUUAUACAUGUGUAUGUAUCGAUUUUGAAUAAGAGUGUCACUUUAAUCUUAAGGUUUAAGGUUUUAAACUCUAUAUUAAAAUACACACUUAAAAAAGGUUUGUUUUUCUUUUAAUUGACUAUAAAAAAGUAGGGUCGAUUCAGGUAACCUGAAUAAAUUGUAUUUUUUUUUAAACCUUGCGCUACUUGAGUCUGAACUCCGACUUAAGAUUGUUUGUAAUCAUGGUCACAGACCACAAACUUCUUAUUGAUAGAUGAAAUGUAUUCAAACCCUUUAGUUGUAUUCUUAUUUAUUUCAUCAAUUUUUUUAAAAAUACAUAUGUUCAUUAGGCUACUUUUCAAGUGUUUCUUAUUCAGCAACAGAGAAAUUGUAAAGAAGUUAUCAGUAUUAAAUGGUUUUACCAGACAUCAAAGUUAAAAUAACAGUCAAUGUGGUGAUGAAGUGACUAAUAUGAUGGGUGUGAUACCUUAAAAUGUUAAGCUUAUUGUCUGUGAUACAAAUCACUUUUGAAUUGCUCAUUUUUUUAUUAUUUUUUUUAUUUUUGUUGUUAAUUGCCUGUUGUUAUAUUAUUUUGUAAAUUCUUUCGAAAUUUCUUUCUUGCAUAUUUUAAAGAGGUGAAAAUAGAAAAAAAUCCUAACAAAAUUUAUUAAAGAUCACAUUAAUACACAAACUUCUUAUUGCGGAAGUCAAUUCAAAUUGAAAUGGCUUGCACUUUAACUCUUUCAAGAUGAUUCAUUCAAUGAUUAUGUGUAUUGGGAAGAGUGAAAUGCAGAACACCUACUACUUAUGGGAAGUCAGGCAGGAUUUGACUGAUGAGAGUGUUCUGUAGAUUUGAACAAAAUAUCAUUACCAUGAUUAGUUUCUUAAAGAUAUGCCUACAUCAAAAGGUUAUGUGAAAUUAGUGUUGUAUUUUGAUCUGAAAAGCACACAUUUAAUGGGAGUUUAAGCCACUCGCUACUUCCUUGCGAACCAGUUUUAGCGAAUGCUAUAAUUUUUUACAGUAUUCUAUCUGAACAGUAGUCUAUGGCGCCAUCUUAUCAGGAAAUGUGCUACUGAUAAUUUUGAGAUCAAGAACUUUGGUUUGAUUUUAUUAUACCGUAUCAUAACAAGAUAAAUUAGAAUUUGUACUUUCUCAUUCAAAUAAUCUUCAGUCUUCAGUCUGUAAUUUUUUUUAUUUAUUUAAAUAGUUUAGUCAAAGCAUCAACAUUUUACUUUGCUGUCUAUGUGAUGUUAAGAAACUAUUGAACAUUUAUGAUGGAUGUUAUAUACCUCAAAAUGUUUAUAAUAUGUGAUAGGAAUCACGAGAUGUUCACAUUUGUUUUUUGUUUCUAUUAUGUUUCUUGUUAUUUGCCUGUCUUUAUAUUAUGUUAAAUUCUUUCUUGAAGUUUGUAUACAGGUGAAACUCUAAUAAUAUAUUAUAUCGCAAAGUCUUAUUCGCAUUACUACACAAAAAGCCUUUUUGAAUACGGAAAUUUUACAUGUAAGGCCCCAAGUAUGUUAAUAUAACAAAUCUCAUCCAUUCUGUUACGGCAAUUUUCUUUUUGUUAAUUUUGUUUUUGUAUAAUUACUUAUUUAUUCCAUGCCCUCCAUUCCAUUUAUAUUCAUGUCAAUAGAACUAUAGUGUGCACGUUUAAUUUAUCAAUCUGAUUCGGAUUGUUUCAUAUAGUCACCCAGUUUGAAGUUGAUCCGUUGUUUGAAAACUCAUUUUGGUAAAACCUUGUUUAUGAAUAUACAAUUACAAGAAGUCAUGUUUGUGUGUUUAAUGGAUAGUUUUAUAUAGUUAUUAUUUAGCACAACCCAAUUUGCAUGUUUUAUAACAGAUUUAACCCUGAAAAGGCAAGUCCAUUUUAUUAGCUUGAAUUGAUGAAUAAGGCAGCUAUACUACUCGCCCCAGUGUAGGUGUCCGAUUUUAGGGCAAGUUGGCAUUAUUAUUUAUAGCUACAAUAUCCUUCAUUCAAUUCACUUGAUACUUUACGCAAACAUUCAGGACAAUCUAACAAUGUGGUUACAUAACACCAUUUCAUACUUUAUACAAAUUAUUGCCCCUGAUUGACCAAGGAACUUUGGUUCAAGUUUUAGGGCAUAUUGAGUCUGGUUAAAAUUUUAGGGCAAGUUGGGAUUUUCACUAAAUACUUCUAUAACCUUCAAUCAAUCGACUUAAUACUUGACUCAGUUGUUGACAGCCAUCACACAAUUCGGUUACAUAACCCAUAUUGUCCUUAAUACAAAUUAUGGCCCUUGAUCGACCUGGUUCAAGUUUUAGGCUACUUUGGGAUUUAAAUCAGAUAUCUGAAUAUAGGAUUGACAUAUUACGACCAAACGUGGUAUAUAGAAAUAGUUUAUAGAGACCUUUCAAGGGAGUUUUGUUUGGGGUCUCAAGAGUCAUAGUCUUGGUCAAGAUCACUGUUACUAAAAAAGAAAAAAAGGUUAGUACUGAAUCAAGAUCACUGUUACUAAAAAAGAAAAAAAGUUAGUACUGAAUAACUUUAGUGUUGACAUAUUGUGACCAAACUUGGUACAUGUAUAUAUGAUUGAGACUUUUCAUGGGUCAAGGUCAAAGCCUCUGUCAUUAUAAAUAGAAGAAAUUGAAUCUUACCAGAAAAGCUUAUUUUUUGACAAUCAUUGAAAACGUAGUUUCGCUGCAUUACUGUGUAUCUUGUUGACUAUUUUUUAUACUAUUUAUUGUGCUUGACGUGAACAUAUUACAUCAUUAUUGUAUUAAUUUCUAAGACGGCAUAUAGUCGAGUGCCCUGUCAUACCACACAGCUUUUGUUUUAUGUCAUACAUAGCCUGUUGUUGAAUUAUUUUAAUAAAAGUGAUCAAGAA
Mya arenaria is the source of this 5860-nucleotide messenger RNA. RefSeq lists its product as uncharacterized. The transcript has 11 exons. The coding region runs from base 203 to 1540 and encodes 445 amino acids. Lineage: Eukaryota; Metazoa; Mollusca; Bivalvia; Myida; Myidae. The record is from RefSeq and is a predicted model, not a curated record.